Messenger RNA from Thrips palmi, 871 nucleotides. Its product is annotated as Down syndrome cell adhesion molecule-like protein Dscam2. Gene Ontology annotation, cellular component: plasma membrane. The coding region runs from base 29 to 871 and encodes 280 amino acids. The transcript is spliced from 6 exons. Gene Ontology annotation, biological process: cell adhesion; axon guidance. Gene Ontology annotation, molecular function: protein binding. NCBI's taxonomy places the organism in Eukaryota, Metazoa, Arthropoda, Insecta, Thysanoptera, Thripidae. The record is from RefSeq and is a predicted model, not a curated record.
GGCGUAGCGAUGUCGCCAGACCGCUAAGAUGAGGUGCGGCCGAGUGCUGCUACUGCUGCUGCCCCUCUCUCUGCAGGCACCCGCCCUCCGACCAGCUCGCGGGGGUGGCGUGUCGGCCGGCCAGGGGUCGCAGCAGGGCUCGGGCCCCGUGUUCAUCCAGGAGCCGGCCAACAAGGUGGACUUCUCCAACAGCUCGGGGGUCACGGUGCUGUGCGCCGCCCACGGGGACCCGCCGCCGACGCUGAGCUGGCUGCUGGACGACGGCUCGGUGGCGGCGGACGUCCCGCGGCUGCGUCGCAUGCUGCACAACGGGUCGCUGCACCUGCCCGCCUUCGCGGCGGACGAGUACCGCGCCGACGUCCACGCCACCUCGUACCGCUGCCGCGCCUCCUCCAGCGCGGGCACCAUCUUGUCGCGGCGCGUGCGGCUGCGGGCAGUGGUGCGGCAGCACUACGAGGUGCAGGUGUACGACGAGUUCGUCAUCCUGGGCAACACGGCGGUGCUGCGCUGCCACGUGCCCUCUUUCGUCCGCGAGUACGUCACGGUGACGGGGUGGGUGCGCGGUGGCGACCAGCGGAUACUCGGCGACGCGGACACAGGCGGCAGGUACUCGGUGUUCCCGACGGGCGAGCUGCACAUCCGGGAGGCGCGCGCCGAGGACGGGGCCGCGUCGUACCGCUGCGAGACCCGGCACCGCCUCACCGGCGAGACGCGGCUCAGCUCCGUCUCCGGCAGGGUGGUGGUGGCGCCGCCCCAGAGCUCCGUGCCGCCGCGGGUCACUGACUCUCGCAGUGUGGUGUCUGGGCGUGUCAAGGACUCCCUGGAGCUGCCGUGCGCCGCGCAGGGCUCCCCCGCGCCCGAGUACAGGUGA